Chrysochloris asiatica (Cape golden mole) is the source of this 8108-nucleotide messenger RNA. RefSeq names its product neurobeachin-like 1 (gene NBEAL1). Gene Ontology annotation, molecular function: protein kinase binding. The record is from RefSeq and is a predicted model, not a curated record. NCBI's taxonomy places the organism in Eukaryota, Metazoa, Chordata, Mammalia, Afrosoricida, Chrysochloridae. The coding region runs from base 285 to 8108 and encodes 2607 amino acids. Gene Ontology annotation, biological process: intracellular protein localization. The transcript has 54 exons. Gene Ontology annotation, cellular component: cytosol; membrane.
GGGGUGAGGGAAGCAAGUUAGACUGCGGCCGUGUGGCGGCGGUGCGGCCCCCAAAAUUAAUUGCCCAAGUAUCACGUACCGCUGCUUGAAGAUUCACUGGAGUAACUGCCGAGACUCUCCUUUAUUAACCAGAAGACAGCCCAUUUGUUACUACUCUUUUCGUUUUCCCUGCUUUGAGCUUUACUUGUAAACGGCUGAAAAACUUGGAAAAAUAAAAUGAGCAUGUCAUGAACAUAAUUUUUUUUUUUUUGAGGAAAAGUUAAAGUGGCAAAGUGAAAGCCAGAAUGGCAUCCAGAGAGAGACUCUUUGAACUUUGGAUGCUUUAUUGUACAAAGAAAGAUCCUGAUUACCUGAAGUUAUGGUUGGACAGUUUUGUUUCUAGUUAUGAACAAUUCUUAGAUGUUGACUUUGAAAAGCUGCCUACCAGGGUAGAUGAUGUGCCUCCUGGAAUAUCUCUGCUUCCUGAUAAUAUCCUGCAGGUUCUGAGGAUCCAGCUGCUACAGUGUGUUCAGAAAAUGGCAGAUGGAUUAGAGGAACAACAACAAGCCUUGUCAAUUUUGCUUGUCAAGUUCUUCAUUAUUCUUUGCAGAAAUCUAUCUAACGUGGAAGAAAUUGGGACUUGCUCAUAUAUCAAUCAUGUUAUUACCAUGACAACACUCUAUAUUCAGCAAUUAAAAAGCAAACAAAAAGAGAAGGAAAUGGCAGAUCAGACAGCUAUUGAAGAAUUUGUAAUCCAUGCAUUGGCAUUUUGUGAAAGUUUAUAUGAUCCGUAUCGGAACUGGAGACAUAGAAUUUCGGGACGAAUCCUUAGUACUGUGGAAAGGAGCAGACAGAAAUACAAGCCAGCUUCUCUCACAGUGGAGUUCGUACCUUUCUUCUAUCAAUGUUUUCAGGAAAGUGAACAUCUCAAGGAAAGUCUUAAAUGCUGCUUAUUACAUCUUUUUGGAGCCAUUGUAGCCGGUGGGCAGAAGAAUGCUUUGCAAGCGAUUUCUCCAGCCACCAUGGAAGUCCUUAUGCGAGUUUUGGCCGAUUGUGAUUCUUGGGAGGAUGGAGGUCCAGAAGAAGUAGGUAGGAAGGUGGAACUAACUUUGAAAUGCCUUACCGAAGUGGUGCAUAUCCUUCUGACUAGCAGCUCUGACCAGCGUCAAGUGGAAACCAGCACUAUUUUGGAGAACUAUUUUAAAUUGCUAAAUUCAGAUCAUUCAGCUUUACCUAAUCAGAGGAGGUCCAGGCAUUGGGAGAGUCGAUUCAUAGCUCUACAGAUCAAGAUGCUGAAUACUGUCACAGCCAUGUUAGAUUGCACAGAUAGGCCUGUUCUUCAGGCCAUUUUUCUUAACAGUAAUUGCUUUGAACAUCUCAUACGACUACUACAGAACUGCAAGGUGUUUCAGGAACAGUUGGAUCGUUUGGCUGUAUCAACCAUUCAGGCUUUGACCGCAGUGAUGAACAAAUCUCCAGCUGCUAAGGAAGUUUUUAAAGAAAGAAUUGGUUAUAUACAUAUGUUUGAAGUAUUAAAAUCCCUGGGUCAGCCACCAUUGGAACUACUAAAAGAACUUAUGAACAUGGCUGUAGAGGGUGACCAUACUUCAGUUGGAAUUUUGGGCAUUAGUAAUGUCCAACCUCUCUUGCUUCUUAUCCAGUGGCUUCCAGAGCUAGAUUCCCAUGACCUGCAAAUCUUCAUCUCUGAUUGGUUGAAAAGAAUUUGUUGUAUUAAUAGGCAGAGUCGAACUACUUGUGUCAACGCAAACAUGGGAAGUCGAAUCAUUGAAGCCCUUGAUUACCACUCUUCCCUCCAUCGAGCUUGUGCUGAGAACUUGAUUGCGCUCCUUGGUUCCUUAGGGAGUCAGUCAGUGAGCUCAGAAGAAAUUCAUCGAUUAUUAAGAUUGCUAAGAGUGGAUGAAUCUCAGUGCAUUCACCCAUACACCAUUCCUGUGACUCAAGCAAUUCUGACAAUGGCCCGGAAACAAAGUCUUGAGAGUGCCCUGCAGUAUUUUAAUUUGUCACAUAGUAUGGCAGGAAUUUCUGUGCCCUCCAUACAGAAAUGGCCAGGGACUGCCUUUUCCUUCAAUGCAUGGUUUUGCUUAGAUCAAGAUCAGUUGACUGUUGGCAUUGCCAACAAAGGAGGAAAAAGAAAACAAUUGUACAGCUUUUUUACAGGAAGCGGCAUAGGUUUUGAAGCUUUCAUUACCCAUUUGGGUAUGUUGGUUGUGGCAGUGUGCACCAAAAGAGAAUAUGCAACAGUUAUGCUUCCUGACCACAGUUUCUGUGAUUCCCUUUGGCACAACAUAACCAUUGUUCAUAUGCCUGGAAAAAGACCCUUUGGGCAGAGCCUUGUUUAUAUCUACGACAAUGGACAGCAGAAGGUCUCUGCCCCUCUCAGAUUUCCUGCCAUGAAUGAACCUUUUACUUCCUGUUGCAUUGGGUCUGCUGGACAAAGAACCACAACUCCCCCGCCAUCUCAAAUCCCAGAUCCACCAUUUUCUUCUCCCAUCAUCCCACAUCGGACUUCAUUUGGUGGGAUCCUUUCAUCAGCCUCCUGGGGAGGAACAAGUGAAAAAUCAAAAUCAGUUACUAAAUUGAUAUCAGCUGGAACCCAAGACAGUGAAUGGGGAUGUCCCACAUCUUUGGAAGGUCAGCUAGGGUCUGUUAUCAUUUUUUAUGAAGCACUACAACCUACUCACGUGAAAACACUAUAUUUGGCAGGUCCAAACUGUUUAAGCCCUUGGAAAUGCCAAGAGUCUGAUGUGGCUGACCUGCCUGGUAAUGUCCUCCUUCACUACACACCAAAGUGUAGAAUUCUUCAGAGAGAGUCAAGACUAGAGAGAAAUUUAGUUGCAACAUUUAUUUUGAUUGUGAAGCACUUUAUUCAAAGACAUCCUAUCAACCAAGACAAUCUUAUUCACUCCCAUGGAGUCGCGACUCUCGGUACCCUACUUCAGAAGGUGCCAACUACCUUGAUGGAUGUGAAUGUAUUGAUGGCAAUCCAAAUAUUAAUUGAGCAGGUGUCUUUAGAGAAGAAUAUGCAGCUCUUGCAACAUAUGUAUCAGUAUUUACUCUUUGACUUUCGUAUUUGGAACCGUGGAGAUUUUCCUUUACGAAUUGGUCAUAUACAAUAUCUUUCCACCAUCAUCAAAGACAGCAGGAGAGUUUUUCGAAAGAAAUAUGGCGUUCAGUUUCUCCUCGAUACACUUAGGAUUUAUUAUGGGAGUGGUUGUAAAUAUAAUGAACUGUCUGUAGAUGAUAUUCGAACUAUAAGAACAUCUUUGUAUGGAUUAAUUAAAUAUUUUCUGAGCAAAGGUGGAACUCAUGAAGAGAUACAAAGUAUUAUGGGUUACAUAGCUGCUACCAAUGAAGAAGAACAGCUCUUUGGAAUUUUGGAUGUACUCUUCAGUCUCCUACGUACCAGCCCAACUAGAGGUCAACUUUUCUUACUGCUGUUUGAACCAGGAAAUGCUGAUAUACUUUAUGCCUUGCUUUUGAAUCAGAAGUACUCUGAUAGACUAAGAGAAAUCAUUUUUAAGGUUAUAGAACAAAUGUUGAAAUGCACGAAUGUUUAUGAAAGAAGUAAACAGCGUAUUCGACUCAGAGAAGUUGGCUACUCAGGAUUGGGACUCCUUCUCAGUGAAGCACCCAUUAAUACUUCUCUCAUUAAAAACCUCACCAAUCAGAUUGUAAAUACAGAUCCUGUUAUUAAUUUCAAAGAUCUGCUUUCUGUGGUAUAUAUAUCUCACAGAGCAUGCAUAAAUGUCAGAGUGGUCAUCUGCAGAAAGAUUUUGCAAAUUUUGCAGUCCCAGCCAGAUGCAGCAUAUCAUAUAUCACAGCAAGUGGGUUGGCAAGACACCUUAGUUAGACUUUUUUUAAAAGCCAGUUUUGGAAAUGGAAAUACUCUUAAUAGAAUGAAAGACAAUGACAAAAAUAUUUCAGCUGAAGACAUCAAGAGGAAUUUUGAUGAAAAGACAGAUGAGGAAAAAAUUAACACUUUUUCAUCAACUAAUGUGUCUUCAGACCAGUGGAGUUUGGAGGAUAGACACUCCCUUGACUCAAACACACAAUUAUUUCUUGAAGAUAGCUCUGUAGGAGAAAUAUCUUUCAAAUCAGAGACUCAAGAAGACUUCUGGCGUAAUACCACUUCACAUUUGAGUUUAGAUCUGAGUGGAAUUGACUCAUGUGAACUGAGUGAGAGUGGAAGUCAGAUGCCAGACAGCCUGCCUAGCACACCAUCCCCAAUAGAGUCAACGAAAUCAUUUUCUGUGCAGUCUGACAAAGAAAGUAGCAACACAAAUGAUACAGGCUUUAGUGAUGACUUCUCCUUAUUUGAGAGCCAAGAGAGAUGUGAGGAGGAGCUUAUUCAAUUACUGACAAAUAUUUUGAAUUAUGUAAUGUGUAAGGGACUAGAAAAGUCUGACGAUGAUACUUGGAUUGAACGGGGGCAAGUGUUUUCUGCACUGACCAAACCAGGAAUAUCCAGUGAGCUACUUCAGCCUUCACAUGAAAUAAAAUUUAUUUUGUUACAGAAGAUGUUAGAAUGGGCAGUCACAGAAAACAGAGAAGUAAAAACGAAUCCAGGAACUGCUGAAAAUGCCUUCCGACUCAUUCUGAUCAUACAGGACUUUCUGCAGUCAGAGGGACUAGUUAAUUCAAACAUGUGGACUGAAAAGCUUUUAGAGGAUAUAAUGCUGCUCUUCGACUGUCUGUCUGUGUGGUAUUCUGAAAGUCCUGAAUGGGUAAAACUCUCUCAAAUUCAGAUCCAGUUGCUUCUAGGAUUCAUUGGAAAGGGUAAUUUGCAGGUUUGUGCAAUGGCAUCAGCAAAGCUAAAUACACUCCUUCAGACCAAAGUGAUUGAAAAUCAGAAUGAGGCAUGUUAUAUUUUAGGGAAGCUGGAAAGUGUUCUAACUCAGUCAAUCAAAGAUCAGACUGAAAUCUACUCAUUUCUGAUUCCCCUUGUUCGUACCCUGGUUUCCAAAAUUUAUGAGCUUCUCUUCAUGAACCUGCAUCUACCUUCUUUGCCUCUUACCAGUGGUAGCUCUUCAUUUUUUGAAGACUUUCAAGAAUAUUGCAGUUCAAAUGAAUGGCAAGUUUACAUAGAAAAAUAUAUUGUACCUUAUAUGAAGCAGUAUGAAAUCCAUACAUUUUAUGAUGGUCAUGAGAACAUGGCACUUUAUUGGAAAGAUUGUUAUGAAGCCUUAAUGGUGAAUAUGCAUAAACGAGAUCGUGAAGGAGGGGAAAGCAAACUGAAAUUCCAGGAUUCCUUUGUGGGACCAUUUAAUCGAAAAGCCCGCCAAGAGAGCAUGAGGUAUAAUAAUAUGCUUAAACAACUUAGUAGUCAACAGUUAGCCACUCUGAGAUGCUGGAAGUCUAUACAGCUGUAUCUGACAUGUGAAAGGGGACCUUGGGCUGAAAGGAAGCAGAAUCCAAUUCACUGGAAACUAGCGAAUGUAGAAAAUUACUCCCGCAUGAGACUUAAAUUGGUGCCGAAUUAUAACUUCAAAACCCAUGAGGAAGCUAGUGCCUUGAGAGAUAAUCUAGGUAUCCAGCACUCACAGCCUUCCAGUGACUCAUUGCUUUUGGAAGUCGUGAAACAAGUGAAAGUUAAUGAUAUGGAGGAAGAUAAAUUAGACCUUCCUGAGGAUGACAUUACAGCCAGAGUGAAUAUUGACGAGCAAGAAGAACAAGAUCAAAAAGAAAAAUUGGUGUUGAUAGAAGACUGUGAACUUAUUACAAUAAUUGAUGUAAUUCCUGGCAGAUUAGAAAUCACUACUCAACACAUUUACUUCUAUGAUGGCAGCAUUGAAAAAGAAGAUGGAAUAGGUUUUGAUUUCAAGUGGCCUCACUCACAAGUUCGAGAGAUCCACCUGCGGCGUUACAAUUUAAGGAGGUCAGCCCUUGAGAUUUUUCAUGUCGACCAAUCCAACUACUUUCUCAAUUUCAAAAAAGAGGUUAGAAACAGAGUCUAUAGCAGACUGUUGUCACUUCAUUCUCCAAACAGUUAUGGCACCAGAUCACCACAGGAGGUCUUCAAAGCCUCAGGAUUGACUCAGAAAUGGGUGAACAGAGAGAUAUCAAAUUUUGACUACCUCAUUCAUAUAAAUACAGUGGCUGGAAGGACCUAUAAUGACCUUGCACAGUAUCCAGUGUUUCCCUGGAUUUUACAAGACUAUACUUCAGAAGAUUUGGACCUUAAUAAUCCCACAGUAUUUCGAGAUCUUUCCAAACCUAUUGGAGUUGUUAAUGAUAAAAAUGCCAAAGCCAUGCGAGAAAAAUAUGAAAACUUUGAGGACCCACUAGGAACUAUUGAUAAAUUUCAUUAUGGUACUCAUUAUUCCAACUCUGCUGGAGUCAUGCACUAUCUUCUUCGUGUAGAACCGUUCACCGGCCUUCACAUCCAGCUUCAGAGUGGAAGGUUUGACUGCGCAGACCGGCAGUUCCAUUCCAUUCCUGCCACCUGGCAGGCUCUCAUGGAUAACCCUUAUGAUGUGAAGGAGCUUAUUCCUGAAUUCUUCUACUUCCCAGAGUUUUUGGAAAAUCAAAAUCAAUUUAAUUUGGGUUGUCUACAAGUUUCCAAAGAACUAGUUAAUGAUGUCAUUCUCCCCAAAUGGGCUAAUUCAGCUGAAGAUUUCAUCUAUAAACAUAGGCGAGCUCUGGAGUCUGAGUAUGUUUCUGCUCAUCUUCAUGAAUGGAUAGAUUUGAUUUUUGGCUAUAAACAGAGGGGGCCAGCUGCAGUAGAAGCACUAAAUGUUUUCUAUUACUGUAGUUAUGAAGGAGCUGUGGAUCUGGAUGCUUUAACAGAUGAGAAAGAAAGAAAAGCCUUAGAAGGGAUGAUUAAUAAUUUCGGGCAAACACCUUGUCAACUGUUAAAGGAACCACACCCUCCUAGAUUAUCAGCAGAAGAAGCAGUGCAGAAGCAUACCAGAACAGACACUUCAACCCUAAACCUAUUUCAACAUCUCCCUGAACUGAAGUCGUUUUUUGUAGAGGGAAUUAGUGAUGGUAUUCCACUAAUAAAGGCCAUUGUUCCCAAAAAUCAGUCUCGUUCUUUUAUGUCUCAAGGCAGCCCUGAGUUACUGGUAACAGUAAGCAUGAAUAACAUUAUUGGAACACAUGGAUGGCUGCCUUAUGACAGAACCAUUUCUAAUUACUUUACAUUCAUCAAAGAUCAAACUGUAACAAAUCCAAAAACUCAGCGUAGCAUGAAUGGUCCUUUUGCUCCAGGACUGGAGGUCACUUCUAAGCUGUUUGUAGUAUCACAUGAUGCAAAGUUGCUCUUCAGUGCUGGACACUGGGAUAAUAGUAUUCAAGUGAUGUCACUCACAAAAGGCAAAAUUAUCUCUCACAAUAUCAGACAUAUGGAUAUUGUGACUUGCUUAGGUACAGAUUACUGUGGAAUACAUUUGAUUUCUGGUUCCAGAGACACUACAUGUAUGAUAUGGCAAAUAACACAACAGGGAGGAACCCCUGUGGGUUUAGCAUCUAAACCCUUUCAGAUUCUGUAUGGACACACCAAUGAGGUAUUGAGUGUCGCCAUCAGCACUGAACUCGACAUGGCAGUGUCAGGAUCAAGGGAUGGCACUGUGAUUAUACAUACCAUUCAGAAAGGUCAAUACAUGCGGACUCUACGACCACCCUGUGAGAGUUCUCUGCUUCUGACCAUUCCCAAUUUGGCUAUCUCUUGGGAGGGACAUAUUGUCAUUUACUCCAGCAUUGAAGAAAAGACCACCUUCAAGGAUAAGAAUAUAUUACAUCUGUUUUCUAUAAAUGGAAAGUACUUACGGUCUCAAAUUCUGAAAGAGCAAGUAUCAGAUAUAUGUAUAAUUGGAGAACAUAUUAUCACAGGCAGUUUACAAGGGUUCCUGUCCAUAAGAGAUCUUUACAGUUUGAAUCUUAGCAUCAAACCAUUAGCCAUGCGAUUGCCAAUCCACUGUGUUUGUGUAACCAAAGAAUACAGCCAUAUUCUUGUAGGAUUAGAAGAUGGAAAAUUGAUUGUAGUGGGUGUUGGCAAGCCUGCUGAGAUGCGUUCAGGUCAGCUUUCUCGAAAGUUGUGGGGAUCUAGCAAGCGGCUCAGCCAGAUUUCAGCUGGAGAAACUGAAUAUAAUACUCAAGAUGCCAAGUGA